Messenger RNA from Armigeres subalbatus, 4194 nucleotides. Its product is annotated as tribbles homolog 2-like. The record is from RefSeq and is a predicted model, not a curated record. Bases 1014 to 2480 code for a protein of 488 amino acids. Gene Ontology annotation, cellular component: nucleus. NCBI's taxonomy places the organism in Eukaryota, Metazoa, Arthropoda, Insecta, Diptera, Culicidae. Gene Ontology annotation, biological process: protein phosphorylation; regulation of MAP kinase activity; positive regulation of proteasomal ubiquitin-dependent protein catabolic process. Gene Ontology annotation, molecular function: mitogen-activated protein kinase kinase binding; ATP binding; protein kinase activity. The transcript has 6 exons.
AACCAGCAGAAGGCAGAGAAGCCACGUUGGUUGAUUCGGUUCGCAUUCCGCCGUGCUCCUCAGUACAGUUAUGGCUUUCGACAGAAGUGGUUUGUAGUGUGACGCAUAGUUCGUAGUACGUUCGGUUGGAUCCGUUUCGUUUUCUUUUUGCAGACGGUUUUUGGGUUCGAUUUCGUUGCCGUCCGUCAGUUUUGUGUUCGCUUUACCUCGAGAGUUCGAGCGUCGAUCGGCAUCGUCGUCAUCGGGUAUCGCGCGUCCACCGCCGAGGAGAGUGUGAGCACAGAGCAGGUAUCGCGCGCGCGUGUGUGGUGAAGGCGGUAGCAAGAAAGGGGCGAUUGCUUUGAUGGAAUCGUCUUUCUGAACACAGCGAAGGAUUCUGCGAGUGUUUUGAUUUGGAAAUAGUGUCGAGGAUUGCGAGUGCUGAAAGUUGCUGGCGGAGGAGAAGAACGAAGACAAGGAUAGUAACCUGGAUUAAGUGCAACCUCUAUAAAGGAAUUAUACUGUGAGAAAGGCAGUGUGGAAGAAUUUAUAGAAUUUUCGCAAUCUUAGUGGUAUGCAGAGUGAAACCAAGUCUUACGAAAAGAUUUCAACAGCUCUCUAGAAGACAGAACUCGGCGCAAUAGGUGGUUGUUAGUUGUUUUUGAGUCAAUAGCGCGAUAGAAGCAGUCCGUGAGUGAUUUACCGGCAGUUAGUGGUGUAAUAAUUAUCAGAUCAAGUGAGUCAAAUGAUGGUCCUCGGAAUGGAAAAUGAAUCGUAAGCUCGUCGAAGCUACAGGAAAAUUCAUGUGCUAACAGUGUGAUAUUCGAUACAAAACCGAGAAAACAGCAUCAAGAUGGCUCAUUCAAGCCAUUGAGAGCGUAGCGUGAGAAGCAUUCAGGAAUAGCAACGGAAGAUUUAUUGUGCUCUGCUAAAUAUAUUUUAAGAAAGCUUUCGCGGUAUUAACCCAAUUCGCUGGUAGUUGUGUAAAUAGUGUAGCCUUCUCGUCCUUUAAAGUAUAAGAAAAUCGCGUUACGAUGGAUACGUUGAACUCGUCAACGCCCGCCACAGUUCCGAGUGGGUCCGAUCUAUCCCGACUGUUCGCGAACAAACCGGAAGAUGUGGUACCGUCGAGUUCCACAACGCAACCGCAACUGAUUCCGGUGACGGUUUCACCGAACGGAACCGCGACGAUUCCCGCCACGCUAACGUUCGUAAACCACUCGAGUACGGUUGCGUUGGCCACGGUUGCGGCGGCUGCAGCUGCUGCGGCCGCUUCCGGUUCCGGUUCGUCAUCGUCCGCGUCAAACCUUGCGCUACUCGGUGCCGCGUCCGCUGCCCAAAAUGGCCCUGCCAAUAAAAAGUGUCCGUACCAUCGGCAGUGCUAUCGGAAUCAUCAUCAUCAUCAACAGCAGCAGCACCAACAACAGCAACAACAAAGCGGACGAAGUGGCCGAACGGUGAGCGUUUCGGGCGGGGCCGGUUCUACGGCUCUGUAUCCGCAGCGGGAUGCCAUCUCCAGCAAUGUUACGCCACCGUUAAAUGCAGCUGUUCUGGCCGAACGCUACCUACUGCUGGACAGUGUCGAAGGUAGUUCGCUAUAUCGCUGUAUCGACAUCAAAACUCAGGAAGAGCUGGUUUGCAAGAUUGCCAACAACCCUUGCUCCAACCUACUGACAGCUCAUUUUCGUCUGGAUGGUCAUCCACAUGUAAACUAUCUGCACAAAGUGAUUCAGGGAAACAACCAAACGUAUCUAUUCUUCGCCCCAUCACAGGGUGAUCUUCAUUCGCAUGUUCGCGUCCGGAAGCGACUGCGGGAGCCGGAAGCACGCCGACUGUUCCGUCAGAUGUGCGAAGUGGUCAAAACGUGCCACGAGCAGGGCAUCGUACUGCGUGAUCUCAAGCUGCGAAAGUUCGUGUUCGCCGACAGUGAAAGAACUCACCUGAAGCUGGAAUCGUUAGAAGACGCCGUCGUAUUGGACGAUCCCAGUGAAGACCUCCUGCAGGAUAAACGAGGCUGUCCUGCCUAUGUGUCGCCGGAAAUCCUAAGAGCGAACACCACCUACUCCGGAAAGGCUGCCGAUAUGUGGUCCCUCGGAGUGAUCCUCUACACCAUGCUGGUCGGAAGAUAUCCCUUCAACGACUCGGAGCACGCAUCGCUGUUUGCGAAGAUCAGCCGCGGUCAAUUCACCGUGCCGGACUGCCUCUCGUCGAAGGCCCGCUGCAUGAUUCGCGCCCUGCUCCGGCGGGAACCGGAGGAACGGAUAGCGUCGGAGGACGUCCUGUACCAUCCGUGGCUGCAGCACGACGACACUCGCGAUCAGUUGACGUAUGUGAGCAGCAGCCGCUCGAGCUCGUCCGGUGGUGCCCAUCAGCAGCAGCAGGACGACCAAUGUGUACCGGAGUGGAUCGAUCCCACCGGCAGUGAGGACGAUGCCCCUGGGCACAGGACGGGACGGUUCGGUAUGGAGGCGAACCGGUUCGAGGACGGCGAGGUGGUCUAAGGGCUGUGAACGGUAAUGAUGUAUGGUUCAUGAUGUUUCGUGGGAAUCUUCCAAGAUUCGUCGAGGUCGCAAGCACUUGUUUUUAAGAACGCAAUUACGUUAUCUUUAUCCUAUCAACUGUUCAUCUUUCAGCUUCUGCCUUUUUGGCGUAGGAGUUCGAUUAGUUUUUAGUUUUUUUCUUACAAUUUAAGGAGUAUUGAGUUUUAUUUAUUAAUUUUUAGAAAAUUGCCAGAAUAGGAGGAGCUCGCGUUGAUCCUCGCGAAUUAUUUUUAUUUGCUGAGAAUGGGCGGAUAUUUGCAUUCUGAAACAAAGAAAUGCCACUGGUCAGUGUUAGUUUUUGUGACAGUCGGCAGGAGAUGAUCUCAGCUGGUUUCAUGAAUAGAGAAAAAAAAAGUUUGUUCAGCCCUCCUUUGUCCACUGUGUGAUCGUACAAAUAUCGUGAAUAAUUGCGAUUCGAGGAUCCAUUUUCUCAAUGAAUUAUCAGUUUUGGAAAAGUGAUUCUGAGAAAGAUUCUCUGUGAUAUAUGUUUUUCAUACUAAAUUUUUAACCAAAAUUGUCAUGAAAUACAUCAUAGAGGGAUUCGCUAUAAAACGCAACCCAAACCGGUCAAGCUUUUUAUAUGGCUUCUUUAAAUCUAUGCUUCAGUGCAAUUUUUAUUUUUUUCCCUACUCUACUCUGGUACUAACAAAAAUUGUACUUCCCAUAAUACAUCUAAGCCUCUUCUAGUUUUCUUUCUUUUUACAUUGUUAACGAUUGAUGAAUUACAACGUUGUAUGAAGUUGAGUAAAUUUAAUAACUUAUUGAAAAUUACAUCCUUGUAGACCAUAACACAACAGACUGAAAUCUACGAAACGUUUUAAGUUUUUUUUUAUAUAGUAAGAACGUUCUUGUGAGAGAUAAAUCAUAAAAUCACACAACUCAAUAAUGAUUGAGCGAUUUUUAACCCGUAACCACAGAUUUAACUUUUCCGUUGUUUUUCUUCCUUCUGUUAAUUUCAAAAAAGCAUAUCAUAUAAAACUGGAAACACUAUGGAAAAUCAACAAUUCCAGUGCUGGAGUUUAGUUUUAGCUAUUAUUGCACGCCAGGAACGCAUAAGUUCUUGAAAAGUUGAUAUCGUGGCUGUUUCCAGUUUUAAAAUUAUGUCAUCUUUACUGUGAAAUAACAAAACUUCAGCAACAGGACAAAAAAUUGUGAUAUACCGAAAAUGAUCGUCUCCUUUUUAGGCCUCUAUAUGAUGAACACCUUUGAGUAAAAGCUGUAUAUAGAUAGAAAAAAAGAGUUACUAUGCAGAAAAGGGACGCAGGAUAUCUCCGACUCUGCUGAGAUUUUCUUCCAAGUGGAGAUAUCCUCCUAUCCAUUUUCAUAAUAUAAUAUUAAAACUUGUGAUGUAACAAAGAGAAUUAUUUUAAAAAUUUCUAUUAUUUUCCAAGAUUAUUUUUCUUUUAUUUCCUAUUACAUAAAAUAGCAAGCCAAUCAAAUCUUCCGUUCGAAAUCCUGAAUUCUUCCUAAAUAAGUAGGUUUUAAUACGCGUAGUCUAGAUAGAGUUUUAUGGAGUGGAUUGCUUACCAAAACAAUGUUUGAGGAAACAAAGAGUAAAAUGGAAUACAAAAUAGUAAGUUUGGUGAGCAAUGAAUAGAUAGAGCGUACACACAAAGUAAAUUAAUGUAAUUAGCAAUUGUGGAUGUGAAGAAUAAAAUUAAUUCGUUAACAAUAA